AAGAGCAAGAAAGACUAAAGGCGAGUUGCAGGGAAAUACCAGUCUCACCAGGCAGAAUCUCAACAUGCAUUCCGACAUCCAAUCACUAAAGAUAUGCGUCAUCGGCGCUGGCAUGGGCGGCUUGACCUGUGCGCUUGCGCUUGCCCGUGCCGGCUUCAAGGACAUAACGGUGUAUGAAAUGGCUUCGAAUCUGGGCUUUGUCGGCGCCGGCAUCCAAAUGGCCCCCAACAUGGCCCGUGUUCUUGACCGACUGGGGGUAUGGGACGAGAUUGCGAAGGAGGCUGUGGUUUUGAACGAGACGAGCAUCCGACAAGGAGCAACCGAUUCCGAGCUCGGGCAUGUGGACUUGAAGUACAUCCGCGAGACGUAUGGCUUCCCGCACACGGUCGGCCAUCGGUCCACCCUUGCAGGCGAGCUCUACAACGGCUGCAAACGAGAGUCGUCCAGCAUUAAGUUCAACUUCGCGACCACAUGUGAGGAUUUCAAGUUUGAGCCCAAACCAAGUUUUACCGCCAUCCCCCGCAAGGGCGGAGAGCCGUACGAGGUGCAAUGCGAUAUUUUACUCGGGGCAGACGGCGUCAAAUCAAACACGCGUGUCGCCAUGCUCAAGGAGCUAAACAUCGACGCCGAUAUCAAGGACACCGGUCAGGCUGCCUAUCGAAUCAUGCUCAGUCGAGAACAGAUGGCGUCCGAUCCGGACUUGGUGGCCCUCAUCGAUGCCGAUAAAGUGAUACGCUGGAUCGGCGAGAAGAGACAUAUCAUCGCAUACCCCGUAUCCAGAAAGCAAAUAUACAAUAUCUCGACAACACAGCCCGAUGUCAACUUCGCCGCUGCGCCCUCGGCCACUUACACGACCAAGGGUUCCAAGAAAGCGAUGCUGGAGGUCUUUGGAGAUUUUUGUCCCAUGAUCCAUCGAAUGCUGGACCUGGUACCCGAAGGAGAAGUAUGCGAAUGGAAACUAAGAGUACAUGCGCCUCUCCCGACGUGGGUCAUGGGGUCCAUGGCGUUGGUGGGUGACGCGUGCCACCCAACUUUACCGCACCUUGCGCAGGGAGCUGCACAGGCCAUUGAAGACGCCGCGGUUCUCGGCGUGGUCCUUUCCCACCUCCCGUCCGGCGCUACUCCUGCAGACAUCAACAAGGCCCUCAAGCUGUAUGAAAAAGUGCGUAAAGAGCGUGCCGAGACACUGGUUGAGCUAGCCGCAGCCAGCGGACGGGCCCUGCAUCUGGGCGAUGGGGCAGCGAAAGAGGAGCGAGACAAGCAGUUUGCAGCGCUCAAGGCAGGGAAGGGACCCGUGCCGGACAAAUGGGCCGACGCUGAUGUUCAGAAGAUGGUUUAUGGGUUUGACUGUAUGAAGGUGGCAGAGGAGUUGUGCAAGGCUGAGAUGAACGGCGCGUAGACGGACAAGGGAGUUGCACAGACGAGGCUGCAAGAAGAAGCUGAAGCCCUCCCUUUGGCGUGAUAAACCUCCAAGAUCACUUUCGAUGUGUAAAUGAUAGCAUAACGACCCC
Molecule: messenger RNA, 1511 nt
Organism: Cladophialophora immunda
Lineage: Eukaryota; Fungi; Ascomycota; Eurotiomycetes; Chaetothyriales; Herpotrichiellaceae
Exons: 1
Coding region: 65-1399 (444 amino acids)
Biological process (GO): secondary metabolite biosynthetic process
Molecular function (GO): monooxygenase activity; FAD binding
Source: RefSeq, a predicted model, not a curated record